CACCAUGACGGAAAAUCUCCCGGUUCAUUUCAUAGUCACUUUCUUCAUAAACCGGUUAAAAUCCAGCAUAAACAAAUCCAAGCCAUGGAUUACCCUACACCCGCAACCAAACAACCUUGUACACGAUCCCGAAUCUUUAACCUUAGCCUCCUCCGAUUACGGGAAUAUGGUCAAAGAAAUCCCCGCUGCGGUUCUUCAACCAACCUCCAUAAACGACGUCGUUCACCUAAUAAAUUAUUCCUACAACAACCCUAUCCCAUUUCCGGUAGCCGCCAGAGGACAAGGCCACUCCGUACGCGGCCAAGCCAUGGCCAAAAACGGCGUCGUAAUCGACAUGUCGUAUUUGCGGCGGAAUCGGGAAACCCCUGGAAUUAUAAUCUCCCGCCUCCGCUCCACCGGGGAGAUUUACGCCGACGUCGGCGGAGAGCAGCUGUGGAUUGACGUGUUGAAUGCGGCGUUGGCGUAUGGGGUGACGCCGGUGUCGUGGACGGAUUAUUUGUACAUCACGGUGGGGGGGACGUUAUCAAAUGGCGGGAUUAGCGGGCAGAGUUUCCGGUACGGGCCGCAAGUGAGCAAUGUGGUGGAGAUGGAUGUCGUCACAGGUAAGGGGAAUAUGGUGACUUGCUCUGCUAAAAAGAAUUCUGAGCUAUUCCAUGCGGUCCUUGGAGGUUUAGGUCAAUUUGGGAUUAUUGCUCGGGCAAGAAUAGCUUUGGAACCAGCUCCAAAGAGGGUUAAAUGGGUACGAAUGUUGUACACUAAUUUUUCCGCGUUUGCCAAAGACCAAGAGCGUUUGAUCUCAUUCAAUGAAAGAAAACAAGCGAAUGCGCUGGAUUAUUUGGAGGGUUUGGUUCUGCUGCAUCAUGACUCACCGGAUACUUGGCGUUCCUCGUUCUUUCCACCGUCUGAUCAUCCUAGAGUAAUCUCUUUGGCUAAUCAAAACUCCCUUAUUUAUUGCCUCGAGGUUGCCAAAUAUUAUGAUCAUCAUACUCAGUCUACUAUAGACAAGGAUCUUGAAGUAUUAUUCGAAGGGUUGGAUUAUGAGAGCGGGUUCAAGUUUGAGAAAGAUGUAACGUACGUGAAAUUUCUAAAUAGGGUUAGAAGUGGAGAGCUGAAGCUUCAAUCCCAGGGACUAUGGAACGUUCCUCAUCCAUGGCUAAAUCUCUUUGUCCCGAAAUCUCGUAUCUUGGAUUUUGAUGCAGGUGUCUUCAAAGACAUAGUUUUACGACGAAAUAUAACCAAAGGACCUGUACUCAUCUACCCAAUGAACCACUCCAAGUGGGACAGUAGAAAUUCGACGGUUAUACCCAACGAAGAGGUGUUUUACACGAUAGGAUUUUUGCAUUCAAGUGGGUUUGAUGACUGGAAAUCGUUUGACCGACAAAACGAUGAGAUAUUAGAAUUUUGUGAGAAAAGUGGAAUUGAAAUCAAACAAUAUCUUCCGAAUCACAAGACACAAAGACAAUGGAUCGACCAUUUUGGUUCCAAAUGGACAAAUUUUCGAGACAUGAAAAUGAAGUUCGACCCUAAAUAUAUUCUCUCUCCCGGACAGAGAAUUUUCAAUGUCUGAUGUUAUGUUUUUCCCCUUGCAGUGUAAGAAAACAAAUACUAUAUAUAUAGGUAGGAGGCAGUAAUUAGCUUUUUAACUAAUA
Cucurbita moschata (crookneck pumpkin) is the source of this 1649-nucleotide messenger RNA. Its product is annotated as cytokinin dehydrogenase 3-like. Lineage: Eukaryota; Viridiplantae; Streptophyta; Magnoliopsida; Cucurbitales; Cucurbitaceae. Gene Ontology annotation, biological process: cytokinin metabolic process. The coding region runs from base 5 to 1567 and encodes 520 amino acids. Gene Ontology annotation, molecular function: FAD binding; cytokinin dehydrogenase activity. The transcript is spliced from 5 exons. The record is from RefSeq and is a predicted model, not a curated record.